CUAAUAGUAAGCAUUAUAAUUACAAUUAACAGAUUUUGUGCGGUAUUUUUACCAAUUGCAUACAAAAAGUCAUUCAGGUCAACCAGGACAAAAAUCGUAACCGUUUUUUCAUUUUUAUGUUCUCUCACAUAUUUGACAAUCAUAUUCCAAAUUUAUCCAUGCAAAAUGUAUUAUAACGAAGAGAACAUAAGAUUCGCAUAUACAGAUUUGCCAAUUUGCAUGACUUACUCAAAGUAUGCAGAUAUUGGAAAAUCUAUCUCAUUGAGUAUUUUUAAUGUAAUAGUUGACAUGAUCACAAUUUGGAAAGUGAGAAGAAUACGAAGUCGACAUGGAAAGCAGAAAUUCACCGAAAAAGAAAUCGACUUCUUGAAACAGUCGUUCAGUCAAGCAAUAUAUCUUUUAUUAACUGUUUCUUGUAAUAUAAUUCUCCCCAUGUACGUGACAAGUCCUUUUUUUGCAUUUGUAAUGAGCAUAUUGUGUUGUCCAACAAUUCAUGCAUUGGAUGGAGCCAUCACUUUAUAUUUUAACACUGAAAUUCGAAGUUCCUUAUUAAAACAUCGUUCGAAAACAAGUGCUGCGUCAUAG
This is a messenger RNA of Caenorhabditis elegans, 585 nucleotides long. The record is from the annotation of a RefSeq genome assembly. NCBI's taxonomy places the organism in Eukaryota, Metazoa, Nematoda, Chromadorea, Rhabditida, Rhabditidae.